ACCGCCCGCCGCCUCCCUUCGCUCCAGCCCCCGGCCUCCCUCCUCCGUCCCUUCCGGGGUCCCGAGAAGACGAGAAGCGGCGCCCCUGAGGAGAGGUUUUGUGUGUGAGGGCUUGGCUGAGGAUGGCAACAGAUGAUCUAGGCCUUGGGACAAAUGUUUUGAUAGUUCUCCAUCCGUCCCUCCCUGCCGCCACCACCCACCCAUCUCUGCUCCCCAGAUUUUUGUUGUUGUUUCGAGGUUGAACAAAGAUUAUCCCUUUGCUUAGGGUGGAAUUGAAAACAGGCUGACUCAAAAUGAAGGACAUUGGAGUUGAAGAACAGAUGAGCAGUUGGCUCUUCAGGCAGCUGAAAAUCCAUUUGGAGCAAGAAUGGAAAUACCAGCCUCGGGAAAAGGGGCUUAGCUUGAUUGAGUGCACUGUUGAGAAUGAAAACGCCUUAUGUCCAAGACUGAGGAAUGCAAAAGUUGAAGAUCUCUGGAGUCUUACCAACUUCUUCGGGUUUGCCACAGAAACAUUUGUCUUGGCGGUCAACAUCCUAGACAGAUUUUUGGCACUCAUGAAGGUGAAACCUAAGCACUUGUCCUGCAUUGGGGUCUGUUGCUUCCAGCUGGCUGCUCGAGUGGUUGAAGAGGAAUGCAACAUCCCCUCCCUCCAUGAUGUCAUCCGGAUUAGCCAAUGCAAAUGCACUGUGUCCGACCUGAAGCGGAUGGAGAAAAUAAUCUCAGAAAAGCUGCACUUUGACUUCAAAGCUACUACUGCCUUAACCUUUUUGCACUUGUACCAUACUAUUGUACUCUGUCAUACCUCAGAAAGGAAAGAAUUGUUGAAUCUUGACAAACUGGAAGCACAACUUAAAGCUUGCAACUGCCGACUAGUCUUUUCAAAAGCAAAACCAUCCAUCUUGGCCUUGUGCCUUCUGUCCCUGGAAGUGCAGGCUCUGAAAUCCAUUGAAUUGUUUGAGAUGGUUCUGUAUGUUCAGAAGCACUCAAAGAUAAGUGACAGUGAUUUGCUCUAUUGGAGAGAGCUGGUUUCAAAAUGCUUAGCGGAUUACUCGUCUCCUGCCUGUUGCAAGCCAGACCAUAAAAAACUAGUUUGGAUUGUUUCAAGGCGUACUGCUCAGAAUCUUCAAAACAGCUACUACAGUGUUCCUGAGUUGCCCACAAUCCCAGAGGCUGGAUGUAUUGAUGAGAGUGAGAGUGAGGACUCCUGUGAAGAUAUGAGCUGUGGAGAAGAAAGUCUUAGCAGUUCUCCACCAAGUGACCUGGAAAGCACCUUCUUCUUUGACCUCAAGCCAAAAUCAACUCCGUGUGCUAGGCUGAGCUAUUAAUACAUUAUAGCACUAUAGGCAACAAGUAUCUAAGCACCCUCUGUACCUUGACGCAAGGUCUCAUGCAGUACCCAAAACAUACACACCACUUACUGUGGCAAAAGUCAAAUGUAGCAGGGUUGAUCCAACCAACCAUUUAGGUCUUUAUCCAGUGAGGAGCAUGAACAAGUGCACACAGUUUGUUAGUAGGCUAUAAGAGAGCUGUAAUGCUUGAUAUGUGCUUGAACGCCUUGCUGAAUAUGGGGAACUAUUUUUGGGAUAGAGUGAGUUGCAAAGAAGUGUAUGCUUGUUUCUGUCUGGACUGAAGUACUUUUAACCAAAACUUGAGUUGUGCAUUCUUUUUUAAGAAAGGAAUUUCUCUCUCCUUUUUUUAAAGCUUUUUUGAAUUUCAGGAAGUGUAUUAAAUAAGGAAUAUGCUUGUGUUAUUUAGGGAUGAAUAAUGUCCCCUUUUAAAGUGAAAACCAGAGGGUAAUCUGGUUCAAUGUGCCAGGUAUAUUUUAGUGUUAAAACUUCUCAAGGGUCGGCUUUCCUAUCCAUUUUAGGAACUGAAGUGUAUUCAGAAAACCUUAGUGUUAAUGUGAAAAAGCAAACUAUUAAAUUAGAAAUUUUGACAUUCAAUGUAAAGUCUACUUUCCCUUUUACUACUACUAACUCCUGUAGCUUUUUCCCAGUAUUUUACAUUGUCAUAAAUAAUUUCUUAAUCAUAACACGUUUGCAUGCUUAAGUGAAAGCUGUUAGCGGAAAGGCUAUUUGAUUAUGCAGAAGUGUUGGUAAAUGUGAAGUUGAUGAAAGUGGUUGUAAUGACACUUAAUUGCUUGCCAUUUUCUUUUCUCUUAAAGCACAGACUUUUAUGGUUGCUUUACUUAAUAUUUUCAAAUAUAUGCAAAGUGAGCAAAAGAAGAAAUUUACUCCGUAGUAUAAUAAUGUAAAAGCAAUGUCAUGGUAGAAAUGAAGGGGCUGCGUAAGUUAGGAUUUUGUAGCAUUGUGUGGCCAACGUGUCUAGGCUGAAGUGCAGAUGUGAAUGGUGAUGUAUGGUGUGCUCUGAUUUUUAUAAAGGAAAAAAAAAGUUUACAAAAAUUGUGUAAAAAUGUAAAUUAAAAUCUGUAUAAAAACUUUAAAAAACAAAAUAAGCUGAAAAAUAUUGUAUUUUUACAGUGUGUAUGUAACUUUCAUGUAUGUUGCAUGUAGAUAUUAAUUUAUUGUAUUCUGUAUAUGAUAUAAAUACUGUACAUUGAAGAUUUGCCUUUUUGGUACUGCAAGCCAGAGUCUCAAAAAGAUGUUUUCUGAAAGCUAUUUUCUCUCAAAGAUAACUCAGAUCUCUUUGCUUCAGUUCAAUAAAACCAAAUGCUUUUCCUAA
Molecule: messenger RNA, 2682 nt
Organism: Podarcis muralis (Common wall lizard)
Lineage: Eukaryota; Metazoa; Chordata; Lepidosauria; Squamata; Lacertidae
Source: RefSeq, a predicted model, not a curated record